Dreissena polymorpha is the source of this 8361-nucleotide messenger RNA. RefSeq lists its product as uncharacterized. The record is from RefSeq and is a predicted model, not a curated record. Gene Ontology annotation, molecular function: monoatomic cation channel activity. The transcript is spliced from 14 exons. Gene Ontology annotation, biological process: monoatomic cation transmembrane transport. The coding region runs from base 144 to 1541 and encodes 465 amino acids. Lineage: Eukaryota; Metazoa; Mollusca; Bivalvia; Myida; Dreissenidae.
UUAAGUUGCAAGGCAGUACUUCCUCGAUUAUCAGAGGUUACACACGAUCUCAAAAUAUCAAAGGUGUUGAACGCCAGUUAGACCCAAACCACGGUCGUUUCAUCAUUGUGGACGAGUUAGAUAUUCGAAGUUUUGGUGGCGAUAUGGAGUUUCGAGUUAAACUACAUAAUGCAAUAGCUUCCGAAAUGUCUACAUUAAGAGAGAAAAAUCACUCCGAGCCAAUAAUUCAUGAUUCCCCAAAUGGACAAACGUUACAAUCAAACGAGCCGACCCAUGCGACAAACACCCAGUUAGAGGCGCCAUCAGAGCAGGAUGCGUCUAAUGUUGACGUAACAGAAACUAAUGAGAAUUUGAAAGAAUCAACGUAUUCGUACAAAAUACCAGCCAUCAACAUUGCUGUCUACUGUUCGGACAAGAUUCUGGAUUCAGUUAAACAUGUAGCAAAACAUUACACGACCACGCUGAUUGUGAACGAUAACGAUGGGAAGAAAAUUGUGGAUAUUGCCGAUUUAUUCAAAGAAGAAACAGAACCUGUAGAGCGAUGGUCGCUCAUAAGACCACACAACAUUGCUGAGGGAACUGCAACAGCGCAAGUGUGUCAUGAUUCAACAGCAAGAGAGGCAUGGGUUUCGAAGGACCUCAAUGGAAAUCCUACGAUACCCGAAGAUAGCUACUACAAAUUCUUCUCUCGAAAAAUUGCCAACGCCGUGUGUAAGGGUGAUAUCGAGUUUAUAAAACAAAUUCAAAAACUCGAUAACAACUUUUUGAACAUGUUUUUGAUAGAUAAGAGUGAUUACGACGAAAUGUGCAAAUCGGUUGAAGACGGAGGGAUAUUGGCGCUUUAUAAAGAACAGUUAGAUCGCAAACCACCAAGUGAAGAUAUGUGUUUGGUUUUAAAAAUCAUCAGACUACUUACCACACGCCCUGUGUAUGGUGAACGCUUAGAUUCAAAUGAUCACUGGAACAUCGGCUAUUGGAUCCCUGGCGAUUCUCCCAUCAAUUCGAAAGAAGUACUAAAGGAGUUGAAGGAGAUGGGAGCAUCAUUACCCUUUUGGAAUUACAUAUUUCUGUGGGCAUUGGUCUUGAAACAACAGGAGGUGGCAAAAUUGUGCUUGCAGAAAGUGGAGCGUGCAACAGCGAUGGCUGUGAUUGCGUCUGAUUUCUAUGCUGACUUGAGUAAGCAAAGGCAGUACAUAGCGAAAGAAGACGAAAUGCAAAAGUAUAUGGUCGAAUGGACGAACAUAUCAAAAGGAAUCAUUAACGUAUCUUUCUCCGACGAUGAAAAGAAAACGGCUUCUAUGAUCUUACAAAAGCUGCCUUACUGGGACAAUAACUCUUGCAUAGAGUUGGCCAUCCACUCUAAAAAACUUGACAUUAUUGCACACCCUGCCUGUCAGAAAGCGUUUGAUUCAUUCUGGGAGAUGGGUCUACAUGGAAAGAAAUCGUCAAUAAUGUCACAAAUACAGAUUUGGCAAAAUGACAAAGUGCGAACGCAAAAAGAUGUGCCCAUUAUUAUCAGAUCUUCACAAAUGAAUUUUUAAAAUCCAGAUGCUGUCUGAGCUUACCAAGUUCACAUCUUACUGUCUGUUUGGACGUUGUUUGGAUAUAAAAAUUGGAAAAGUAUGGUUUUCAUAGUGUGCUGUGAUUGACUCUUAUUUAAAGAUACAAUGUUGUAUUCUAGACUUAUGGUGUCAUAAAGAAAAUACAGUUGGAAUAGUACGCACGAAUUUCUAGAACAUAAUAUCAAUGGUAUGCGUCUUGUGUUAUUGUUUUAAUCAGUCUGUCACCCAAAGGUACGCAUAUAAAGCAUGUUAAAGUUUGUAAGGGAAAUAUUAUGUUAACAUUCUUCUUGUUCAUGCACACUUUGGUUUAAACACUAUUUAUUUAGUUCAAAAGAAAGUACAUAUAAGCAAUACAAUACAAACAUACAUAUUAUUUUCGAACAAUACACAAGGCAGGAAGAAAUUGCAGUAUUGCUUAAUAUAAAGGCUGUCGGAUACAAUUUGACAGAAUUGAGAAAAAAGCUCGAGGCUUAUGCUAUGUCUCUCUUCUGUCAGUUAGAAGCUCUGCUGAUAUGGUGUAAACAACCAAACGUGUAACUACAACUUAUAAAAAUCACAAAAUUAUGAAACGUAUAGUUCAGUUAUUGGUAUUUGAAUACCGUUUAGAAAUGGAGAAAAUAUAUAUGUAGUAAUACAAAUCAUAUAACAAGAUAGUAUAUAUACCAAAAAAUGUAAUACGUUGAGAAGGAAAUGGAAGGAAGUGUAAUAGUAGAAUUCGAAUAAGAGAAGUUGCGAUAAGAAAGGAAGUAGUCGCGGGACGGGGCAUCGUUAGCAGAAAUGGUUUGUUUCUGAGAUGGAGAAGGAUUAGAAUCUAUGACUAUCUCGGAUGAAAGACUGAACAUGUUUGAAAAUUAGUGAAUUUACUUCGUAUGAUCCGUCUUUAACACCAAAAAGAAGUAGUUGCAGAGUUAUUGGUUGAAAACUGGACAGAUUGUCAAAAAGGAUAACUCUUUUUGCAGUAUAAAUGGGGCAAUUGAAGAAGAAAUGGUAUGUAUCUUCAAUCUCACCACUUUGACAAUAUGGACUUUGUACAAUAUUUUUUGUGUACAAAUGUUCAUUUAAGCUGCUACAAUGCAUUCGUAAACGUGCAUGUAAAAUAUUAGACUGCCGCUCUCCAUUGUAGUAAUGCUGGGGAAUUAUUUUUUUGUCUUUGUUUGGAUUUGCUUUGAAAGCUGAGAGAGAAGGAGCUGUUCUUACAGAUUCAGGUAAAUUGUUCCAUAAGUUUAUAGUUGAUGGUAGGAAAGAUCGUGAAAAAAGUUGUGAUUUACAUUGAAUGCUGCGAAUAUUGUUAGAAUUGCGAAGUGAAUAAGCCGAACUGUCUCCAACGCUACAGGGGAUCAGAGUACACAAAUAUGAAGGUGAUAUAGAAUUAUACAUUUUAUAGAAAUUGGUGAGUUUAUGUUUUGUUCUCCUAUUUUUUAAUGGUUCAAGAGCCGUUUCAUUAUAUAGAUUCUGCAGAGAUGCUAAACGUGUUCCUCCGCUAAUUAUUCUUGCCGCUUCCUGUUGAAUCUUUUCAAGUUCAAUUUCAUCUUAUUUAGUAAUGUUGUCUCAGACUACAUCAGCAUAUUCGAGAAUUGGUCUGAUAAAUGCUGUGUAUAUCAAUAGAAGGGACUUUCUAUCGAGCGUAAACUUGAACGUUCGCAUUAAAUUAAUUCUCUACCAUGCUUUCUUCUUGAUUGAUUCAAUAUGCUCGUGCCAGGAACAUGAAUCAGAAAAAAGUAAGCCGAGAUGUUUAUGAGACGAAACCUCAGUGAUUUGGCAGUCGUUGAGAAAAAGAGGGGGGUGGAUUGGGCGGUUGACUUUUCUAGACAUUACUAAGGAUUCGGUUUUGGAUGGAUUGAAGGUAACCAACCACUUAUGAGCCCAAGAAUGGAUUUUUGCAAGAUCAGAGUUAAGAUGGUUAGCUGCAUCAAUCGGGUUGUCGACGAUUAUAUAUAACGCAGUAUCGUCUGCAAAUUGGCGAAUUGGACAGUGUAUAUCUCGUACAAUAUCGUUGAUGUAUAUAAGAAAGAGGAGGGGCCCUAAUAUAGACCCUUGAGGAACACCAGCAUUUAUGGGUAAUUGGUCAGAUUGGAAGCCGGAAACUACAACACACUGGAUCCUCUCCUGUAGGUAGUCUUUUAACCAAGAUAGAAGAUAUCCAGAGAUACCACAUAGUCGGAGCUUGUGAAUAAGUCCUUCGUGCCAUACUCUAUCAAAUGCCUUAGAAAUGUCACAAAAUACGGCUCUAACCUCUUUACCUUCGUCGACAGCUUUAAUAAAGGUAUGAUAUACCGAGACUAAUUGGUUGACAGUGGCAUCUUUUGGUAUGAAACCUGAUUGAAAUGGGGUUAUAAAAUCGGUAACCCUUAAAUGGUUAAAAAUGUAUUUGUGGAGAAUUCUCUCAAGACAUUUACUUAACACGCUUAAAAGUGAGAUCGGUCUAUAAUUUCCAACAUCCUGAGGAUCAGACUUUUUGUGAAGUGCACAACGUUUGCUUCUUUCCAACUCCGAGGGACUCUACCAGUACUGAUGGAACAAUUGAAAAGAUUUUGUAGUGGACCUGCAAUCUCAGAUGCAAUUUGCUUUAAAACUUGGUUAUUUAUUUUGUCUGGUCCUGAUGCCUUUCCCGUUUUCAUUACUUUUAUGGAAUCUAAAACAUCUUGACGGGAAAUGAUGAGAUCUUGAAAGACUGGGCAAUCUGGCUCGUGGGAAUGUAAGUUGUGCAUGUGCGUACUGGGUAUAGUUAAAGUCGAUUGAGAUAGGAAAAAGGAGUUUAGGAUGUUUGCUUUGCCAAGAGGUGACUCAUAUAUUGUACCAUUGUGAAUUAAGGGAGGCAACUCGCUAUGUGAGGUGUUUUUACUCGUGAAUCUUUUAAUUAUCUUCCAGAAGUCGGAUGAGGAGUGUUGAUUUUCACGUAUUUGUUUAGCAAGAUUAUAAAAGUGAACUUUUUUUGCUGAUUUUACAAGAUAAUUGACCAUAUUACCUUGUUGGCGAUAAAUGUGCCAAUGAUGAUCUGAAUUGGAAGCCUUGACCUUUUUGUAUGCUCUUUUGCGGCGUCGAAUUUCUUUUCGAAUAUUAUUAUGUAGCCAUGGAGGAUCAGCUGUUCUUAUAGUAACUGUUUUGGAUGGGAUAGUAGCUUCGCAGAAACAGAUAAGUUGACGUGUGAAAUUUGAGGUAUAUAUGUCAAUGUUAUGAUCGCAGCAGUUGUUCCAAUCAAAGUUCUGCACAAGUUGUCUUAGUUUAGUGUAGUCCCCAUCUUUGUAUUUCCAUAUUUUACGUUUAAAAUUUGACCCAACUUUUCUGUCGAAGUUUAUGACGCAGUAGAUUGGACAAUGAAACCGAACUUGUUGGUCAAGAAAAGGUUCUCCGACGCCACUUUUUAGCCCUGACAAUGAUGAUGUUAACAUAAAAAGGUCAAGAAGAGAAUUCGAGGUUUCAGUGAAAUGCGUAGGUUCCUUAAUAGCCUGUGUGAGAUUGUACUGUAAAAGAAGGGAGUCUAUUUUGAUCCUACACUGUGGUUUAUUCAUGUCGAGGUUGAAAUCACCUGUGAUAACAAUGUUUUCAAUACCUGUGUCAACGGCUAGUGAGAUCGAAUCGUUUAUGCAUUCUAGUAUAUAAGGACAAGAGUUAGGUGGUCAAUAGAAAGAUCCAAAUAAAAGACGCCUUCCCUUGAUACGUAAUUCAACCCAAAGACAUUCUAGAUCGUCUAUUUGUAGGUCAGGUCGCUCAAUGGCAAAGAGAUCAGAUUUUAUGCACACUAGAAUGCCUCCAUGGGGAUCGUUACGUCUGUCGCGUCUAAACGGCGUAUGAUAGAAAGGGAAAAGUAAGUCGGCAGUGUCAACUGUUGAGCUGAGCCAAGUUUCAGUAAAAACUAUUAUGUCAAAAUUAUUAAGGUCGGAAUAUAAAAUAUCUUUCUUGGCGAGGAAGCUCUGAACGUUGUAAUGGACAAUUUUAAGAUUAUGCGCAAAUGCAUCAGAUAUGGAAGAUGAAAAAGAUGUACCCGUAGAUGAGGAAAACAUAUCAAAGGAGUCGGCGGGUCCAGGAUUUUGGUGGACAUCGCCUCCUCUAAGAAGAAGAAUUGCCAGCCAGCAAACUAACUCGAACAUAUUUAUUUGUUGAAGCCCUUUACUUUUCAUUGUGAGGAAGUAGAACAAACCAAUCCUCAUCCUGUAAACACCUAUGUCAGUGUACAUUAUGUUAUGCCCAAGUGUAAGAGAUAAUUGGAUGAGGAUACGCUAUCGUGCGCCCGGCCCGCGAGAAGUAGAAGAUAGAAUGGAGAAAUUAUGACAAAAGAAGAAUAACAAAAAUAAACAAAAAGUUUGGUCAUGUUGAUGUUUUAAGGAAGUUUAAAACCUCAUUUGAUAAAUUUAUAUGUCGCCCUGUCUAAAGGAUACAAAAAGUCGAAAUUGUAGUCGAUGAGCGCGUGUUAACAUAGAAGUACAAUAAUCUACGCAACAGGGGCUUAAUAAUCAUGCCGAAAAUUGGCGAGCUUUUAGUAUAUGCCAAUGAGGCGUGCAAAUGAACGCCGAACGGGAGAGUCCGUGUUUGUACAGUGUGCACGAUUUCCGCAAGCUGAAAAUAAGAUACAUGUGCACUGGGAGUGUGCCAAAGAAUUGAAGAUUACAGUUUAGGCACAAGUUAGAGGUGAUAGAACGUGUUAAAUAUAUGUAAUGAAGUUAGGCCUUUGCAAAUAUUUUCGGGUGAAAUGGAUUAUUGAAAGUGCAUCUUAUUGGAUUAUUUUUAGUAAGAAGCGUGCAGUUGCAUUGAAAAAAAAAAUGGAUGUGUUGUUCACCAAAGUGUAGAUAUUCAUAUUUCAAGCUAGUGGAUUUAUUCAUUCGAGGAUUAGUUACCAGCUGUUAUGGGCGUAAUUGCACACCACACUUGAAAGAAACAUUCGGACAGACAUGUACAAGCAAUGUGUCUGGUAAGAUCUUUAAAAUCAUAGUAGAAGGUAGAAUGCCACAAAGCUGUAGAAUUAGUGUCUAGAAAUCUAGUUAUUUAUCGUAGGAUAUUAUAAAGUAAUAAGAAAGAAGAAUAUACCAAACGAAAGAAUACAUAGUUGUUUUGGGGAGUGAUAAAUAUAAGAAAUGUUUGCAACUAUGUGUUUGUGUAAAUAAAACAUAAGAAAUGUAUGCAACUUAGUGCAUGUGUAAUUGUUGGGUAUAGAUUGUACAUUUAACGUUUUUAUAUAUGCAAUGUUAGUGUGUACUUGACGUUAUUUGUUUGAGCACUUAUAUUAGGAGACAAAAACAUGUGUUGUAUGAGAUCAUGAAUAAAUGACUUCACAUAGUAAAUUAAUUACAUUCAGUCAACAUAACAACACAAUAAUAUUAAAACAAAUAAGUUACUGUACAAAAAAAGUCAUAUAGCAGCUGAGCUUCAAACAUUUGAGUGCUAUUAAGUACACAAGCUUCACAGACAAUUAAUAACUAAGCUGCUGUAUAAAGUAGGAUUACUUAUGCAGUGAGGUUCAACUUCAUAAAUGCUAGAGAUUAUACAUAGUAAGAUAACUCACCCAGCAGGCUGAGGUUCAAAAAUGAGUUUUACACAGAACCAUCAAUUAUAUAAGACACAUUUCAGAAGCAACAUUUUAUACACCAUAAUAAUUAAUGUGUUAUAACAUUUAUUAUGUACACCAUUGCAAUUAUUCAUUAUCUUAUUACUUCAGGCUUAUAGAAACAAGAUACAUAUUUAGCAUGAUAACUUAAGUACAUAUAUUAGUUCUGAGAAGGAUUCAUCAUUUUGGUGAAAAUAUAUAAUUGCUCAAUUGGAGUAGAUACAUGGCCUUUGUAUAUGGCACAAUAGAUUUGAUAGAUGGUUAAUGCACAAAUUUUAUGUAAUUCAUUUGGUAUUAGUACCUAAUUUUCAGUUGUAUGAUGCUGUUUACUCAUUGUGUACAAUGGAAUUAAUAGAUGACUCACUUUUGUCAUAAUCUUGUAAUGUUACAAAAAAAUGGAAGUGGGUCUAUGCUUUUUUAGAUAGAAGAAAUAUCAAUAUCAAACAAUCUUGGAAUUUGAAACCGAAAAUGACCAAGAUUAUUUGGAAUGUUGAUAAAAUAACAUUUAAUUAUUUAUUAUAUAGAUGCUUGCAUUAUGUAAGCAUGUCAAUUAGAAUGAGUGCAAGUUUUUAUGAUUUCUAUAACAUACUGGUACAGGCAUAAUUGAUAAUCAUAGGAUGUGCAUAUCUACAGAAUUGGAAUUAUCAAGUGAUUUUAGUAAACCAUUGAGAUUUAUCUUGUUUCAACAUUGCAGUAAAAACAAAAGUCCUGCCAUGUGAUUUGAUUGUUGAUUUCAGUCUGUUUUAUUGAGCGUGUCAUGGUAACAAUUAAAUAGAUGAUAUAUUGUGAAUGAACCUAUUGAUGGUUGUGUACAUACACCAAGCAGUGAUGUAAUUUAUUAUCAAAACAAAUUAAACAAAGGUAAAAUACAGUAUGUGAUGUUCAGCAAGGCUAUUGUAGGAGGUGUAGUGCACAAUAAAUGCUUUACAUGUGGAAAUAUGUAUCAUUUUAAUGGUAUUUUGAAGUUACAAAAAUUAUUUUACAAGAAGAUUAUUAUUGAGAAUAACAUGUGAUUAAUGUAGAUAACAUCUUAAUGAUAAGAAGAUAAAUAAAUAACUAAGUCUACACAAUUUAUUAUAAGUUGAAUUUGAUAAAUGGGAUGUUAAGCCACAUUAUUUAAGCAAGUAGUAGACAUGGUUGUCUUUUAAUACAUUUACUUGAAUCAGUUUUGCAUGUAACUGGUAUUAAUUAGAUUUGUUUAUGACUAUUAUUUUGUUAAUGUAAAUAGAACCUCUUUUAGUACAUAUGAUAUUUACAUUU